Dermacentor silvarum is the source of this 276-nucleotide messenger RNA. Lineage: Eukaryota; Metazoa; Arthropoda; Arachnida; Ixodida; Ixodidae. The record is from the annotation of a RefSeq genome assembly.
AUGAUAAUCUCAAUUAUAAUUUUAUAUACUAUUGGUUUAACAUCUUUAUUUAUGAAUCGUCGACAAAUAAUAAUAAUUUUAUUAAGAAUCGAAUUUAUGUAUAUAUCUUUGUUGUUAAUAAUAUGUAUUUAUUUUUCUUUUUUUAAUAUUUUAAGAAUUUUUGUAUUUUUAAUUAGUAUUGUUUGUGAAGCUGGUUUAGGAUUAAGUUUGUUGGUAUUAAUAAGUUUUUUUUAUGGAAAUGAAAUAAUGAAUUCUUUAAAUUUAAUUAAAUGUUAA